Molecule: messenger RNA, 450 nt
Organism: Prunus mume (Japanese apricot)
Lineage: Eukaryota; Viridiplantae; Streptophyta; Magnoliopsida; Rosales; Rosaceae
Source: RefSeq, a predicted model, not a curated record
UUUAUAAUGCAAGUAGUUUCUCUCUGUGGUUCCAAUCUCAUUGAGGUCAUGGAUGCACAAGGAGAGAAAUCUUUGGCAUUGUUUCUAGCUAAAUUUCAAAAGAGCAUGUGGAUAAAACAACGGAGCUUUGUUGUUGUUGAUGCAAGUGAAAAGGAGAAGGUUGUUGAAUCUGGCAGCAAAGUGGCAUGCAUUGUUUUGCAAGUUCUGUUUUACAAACAAGUUCGUGCGCUUAAGAAAUCACCAGAAUGGCCAGAAAUCUUCAAAUCCGCAAUUCCAGAUGGAUGCAACGCAAGUCUGCAGGGAGACACUACCUCCCAACAAGAAGAGAAUGAGCUUGACUCAAGUGAUGAUGACGGACUUCCUCCACUAGAAGCCAAUACGAACAGGAUGAAACCAGUUGAUUGGAAAUCGGACACAGAAUCGAAUUCUGAUUCAGAUACAGAUUCAUAA